Amoebophrya sp. A25 is the source of this 1224-nucleotide messenger RNA. The record is from the annotation of a GenBank genome assembly. Lineage: Eukaryota; Dinophyceae; Syndiniales; Amoebophryaceae.
GGGCGCAAGAAGCUCCCCCUUUAGCUCCAUGCUACUCCAUGCGAUCCAUGCACUCCAUGCCAUGCGAGCCGUGAAACCUUAUAAAUUGCUCUGUGAUAUCAAGUAGUUCUCUUCAAAAUCAGUCGAUUAGCGUUUCUUCACUUUUUUUUUUGAUGAUCAUGCCAUGCUUUUGCACAUGAUUCAAUGGAGAUGAAGAGAGAGCUGUGCAGGGCUGCUGCUGCAUUUGAAAAAUGGUUGUGCGAAGUGAAAAUAAAUAGGCAACUAUCCAAUUCAUUAAAUUACGUGAAGAUUUUUAUCCAAGUCCGUUCUGGAGAAAGAAAAGUAGUAGGUGCAAGCACGACCUGAAUUACCUCAAACAAUUAUUUGUAAUGUGACCACAUACAUAGGUCUUCAUAGCCACCAUUUCCUCCAUUGAUGCCUAUUGACUACUUAUAGCAAACAUCAGUUUCUUCAGCAGAACAUCACCAACAGGAGCAUGUCUGCAACCUCUGGUCGCCAAGAUGGCGGUCCCAUGGCGCAUGCCAGUAGUGGCAUGCAAGGCGAUGCUGGAAUUGCUGGUGCGUACGGUAGAGUACGUGACGGCAGUCUAGAUUGGCUCACUCUGCAUUUGGCGAAUAACAAAACGCCUACACUGGAUAAAACAGGCAAAGGCAAGAGUGACCUGCUCGCUGCAGUGGAGGCGGAUAGGAUAACAUUUGGCGCGGUGAGAGUCGCAUCAGCCAAUGCGAUCCGCGGAUUCGUCGUGGUUGGAGAUAGUGCAUCGGGAAUGUUAUGGCUUCUUUCAACAUUUAAAGUUAAACUGUAGUUGAUGUUGACGUAGUAGUUCUUUAGAUGAAGAAAACCCUUUUGAAACGAAGAUCUUGUUCCUUGUUCUGCUUUCUAAUCCCAGCACGUGCCAAGCAGAUGAUGCACAAAAAUGCGGUGAUGAACCUUUUUGAAGGCAAGCAUGGCGAAAUAAGUGCGGAAGGCUUGCAUGCGUGGAGGGACGAACUGGAUAAAGUUUGGAAGUGAAUGCGAUUGGGGAGGCGUUCUUGUGUAUAAAAACGAGAACUUCUAAGAGAAAGAGUCUUCAAGUGUGCCAAGAACAUGAUGAUGAUUACUUUUACUGUUGUUCUAAUUCUAUCCACCUUGUCUGACGACAAAAUUUUUCGAAGAAAAAAAGACGUCAUGCGACGACAUGAUUGCUAGGAGAGAACAAUCACUUCUGGAGGUUCUGAAAGAAAG